AUGGGUAAACUCGAUGGAAAAAUUGCUCUUGUUACAGGUGGUUCAACUGGUAUUGGAUUUGCUACUGCACAACAAUUUCUUAUUGAAGGUGUAGAACAUGUAUUUAUUACUGGACGGCGUCAACAAGCACUCGAUGAUGCUAUCAAAAAAUUAAAUAGAAAAAAUGUGACAGCAAUUCAAAGUGAUACAUCAAAUAUGAAUGAUCUCGAUAAAUUAUAUAGCGUAAUUAAAAAGGAAAAAGGUCAUUUAGAUAUACUCUUCGCCAAUGCUGGUGCAGCUCAAUUUAUACCACUUGAUUCAGUUACUGAAAAAGAUUUUGAUGAUACAUUUAAUACUAAUGUUAAAGGAGUGUUAUUUACUGUUCAAAAAGCAUUACCAAUUUUCAAUGAUGGAGGAUCAAUAAUCUUGAAUGCUUCGAUUUCUUCUAUCAAAGCCAGUCCAGCGUGUAGUGUUUAUUCUGCUACAAAGGCAGCUGUUCGAUCUUUUGCCAGAUGUUGGACUGUUGAUCUAAAAGAACGCAAAAUUCGGGUUAAUACCAUAAGUCCGGGUCCAGUCGAUACACCAGGAUUUCGUGGUGCAGUUAAGAGUGGAGGAGAAAAAGAAGAAAAGGCACUUGUUACUCAACUAGUCUCUGCUGUACCUAUGAAUCGUCUUGGUAUGCCUGAAGAAAUCGCCAAAGCAGUAGUUUUUCUUGCUUCAGACGAUAGCAGUUAUGUUACUGGUAUUGAACUCUUUGUCGAUGGAGGUGCAGCACAAAUUUAA
Molecule: messenger RNA, 762 nt
Organism: Adineta ricciae
Lineage: Eukaryota; Metazoa; Rotifera; Eurotatoria; Adinetida; Adinetidae
Source: the annotation of a GenBank genome assembly